CCGCUGCUUCCCGUUUCUACUACUACGCCGACGGUCCUUCCCAUAGAGCUUGUUGAGGCGCUGAACCAGACGUUCUUCCUCCACUUGCUGGUCACGGAUCCGCAGCAAGUCCUCCCCCCGGGCAAAUCGCUGAUUUCUAUGUUGUCCUCCCCAAGGUCUAACGUGCACGCGCAGGACGACAAGAUUGCGGAGUUGGAGGUGCGGGUGAAGGAUAUGGUGCACAGCGCGUUUUGGAACGAGGCACUUGAGUCGCUGUCGAGCUCCUCAGCAGACAAACAGUUGCCGCGGCUUCGACGACUGUACGAGGACUUGCUUGAGGCUGUCAAGCCGCUGCUCCCUGGGAGACAUCCCGUCAUUGUCACGCUCUCCCUACCGCUCUCCCCCACGUCUGCGCCAUUGCGGUCCGCGGCGACGCACCUGCGCGAAAUUCUUGUAGCGUUGCGAGAACGUGCUAGUCCAGCGCGCGAUGCGUACGUAGAUGGUCUCAUACAGGCGUUGGAUGAGCCCAAUCAACUCGCGACCACUGAGGAGCUCGCGCGUCUUGUCGCCGACACUGCGCGCUCGAUACUUCAGCUCACAGAAUGGAUGAAGGACGACCUGUCCCAAUUUAUGGUUGGCUCUGUGGAGGAGAAGGACCUGAAGGCGAUGAUCACCCAGCAGGCUAUGCUCCGCGAGAAGAGCCUCAUCCUGCAGCUGUGGGCGCCGGGUCGCAUCGAGCUCUCGUGGAAGGCAUGGCUGGGCGGACUGGACACAUCCGUAUACCCAGGGGCAGAGACCGUGCAGCCUCCCCAUCAUCGCUGGGCCUAUCGGCUGGUCCAAGCGCUCGCGACAAACGCUCCUAUCACCUGUCCUCUCCCUACCAUUCGUAUUCCUGGUACCGACUCACCAGAACAACAUGCGGGAGAGUCUGAGGAUGUUGAGUCGCCGCAGAACAUACUGCCCCCUCCCUUCUUCGUCACCACUCCGGCACUGCUCACUGCGCAGAAUUACUUACAGGCCCUCGUCAUUGCGGCAUCCCUCCGCUCGCUCGUCCGUCUGCCCGCGUCCUCCCUUCCCGCAUCCUCGGGGGACAACCCCGCAAGCUUCACCGAGCGCAUCUGGACGUUACUCCGGUCGUCCGUCGACGAGGAGCCCGGCACAGAGAACACGAAGGUCGUCAACCUCGCCGACGAGGUCGUGCGCGUCCGCCGCGUAUGCGCAGACGACGCGCACCCAUGCGGCCCCGAAGAGGAGGCGCGUCUCCGCGCAGCGGUGGACCGUACCCUGCAGCCCCGCGACCCGGUGUUCCUUCUCCUGCAAAAGCGCCUUAUGCAGGCGCUUGCGGCGUGGCUCGUCUCCUCCCCUGGGCCAUCAGGCAGGUCUGGGAGCGCAUCCCCUAAUGGGCGGGCGUCGACGCCGGUACACAUGCAGACGGGGAGGGAGCGUCCGGGCAAGCGGCCGCGGCUGCAUCUCGGGCUAGACAACCCGAAGAGCGUGUUCGUGGCCUGGGAGAGGGAGCGCAGGAAGCCGCUAGUCAUUAAGGGCUUCGAAGACGACGUGCUCGCGCGGGAGAUUUGGGAGACGUUCAAGAAGGUCGGGAUGGUGGUGGACUGGACGGAUCGGGUAUGGCAGGAUCUGGUCGAGACUGGGGAGAUUGGAGGUUUGCCUGAGGAUGGGAAGCCUGAGGGAGCGAGAGAGCAGCAGGGGAAGGACACUGGUGCGGACGCACAUGUAUGAUCGAAGGAGGUCGACGAUAGGUGUGGUGCCGUUUCCGGACGUUUGUUUUUAACUUACUGACUUAGACAUAGGCAGUGCCACGUAUAUAGCGCCUUGGACUGUUGUGGACUCUGACCCGAAUGUUGUAGUACCAGUGAGUGAUUUGGACAAGCCGUGUAUGAAGAUGGUGAAACACGCCCAACUAAGAGAGUAAACGGGUGCAGAAGCGAUGGAAGUUGUACACAUACAGCAGCGUUUUCCCUGCUGCAUGCGAUGACGUUAUGACCAAGCACUCUCAUGGGCCUGCUCCUGCUCGAUUCGACCGCUACGCCCAGCUUUCCCUUAGACUCGUAGACAUACCAUGCAACACGCCAUAGAUCUUCCCGCACACAAGCCAUCUGGUCAGGCUUACUGUCUAGUCUCGGCUCUUGAGGCUGGCUCCUGCGAGCUCCCGCUCGACUACAUCAUUGACACCGCCAAGGCAGGGGAACGGGUGAAGCUGCCCUGUCUUGCGUUCCUCCUCCGCAACACACAGAACAACGACACCUUCGUCUUUGACCUCGGCAUCCGCAAGGACUACCAGAAC
Molecule: messenger RNA, 2281 nt
Organism: Dichomitus squalens LYAD-421 SS1
Lineage: Eukaryota; Fungi; Basidiomycota; Agaricomycetes; Polyporales; Polyporaceae
Exons: 3
Coding region: 139-1716 (525 amino acids)
Biological process (GO): signal transduction
Source: RefSeq, a predicted model, not a curated record